This is a messenger RNA of Anastrepha obliqua, 3129 nucleotides long. RefSeq names its product kelch-like protein 22. The record is from RefSeq and is a predicted model, not a curated record. Lineage: Eukaryota; Metazoa; Arthropoda; Insecta; Diptera; Tephritidae. Bases 955 to 2901 code for a protein of 648 amino acids. Gene Ontology annotation, molecular function: protein binding. The transcript is spliced from 5 exons.
AUCCAAUCAAACAUUGUCUACGAAUUUUGUCACUUUUAUUUCCUUAUAUUUUGCACGUUCACGGAAAAGUUUGAACUUCUAAAUAAUAGUUUUGAACGUUUCGAAAUUCAUAAAAUUGCACGUUGAUAAAGUCAAAAUAACGAUUUGCGGCAACUUAAGAAUUUGUUUUGUUAAAAUUAUAAUUUUUUUUGUAGUUGCAAAUGUAAUGUGGCCUAGUUGGAGAAGGCAAAUGAAGUAGGAAAUGGUGUGAAAUAUUAGUCGCUUUAAAACCAACUUUUUUAGGAGUGCGUAUGGCACGAGAACUGUAUAUUGCUAAUUAUUCAAUCAAUAAGAGCUUAUUCACCUUCCUCAAAGAAGAAAUGCAACUAAACGACUAUUUCUAGGCAAAAAACUGAUUCAUACGAGAUUGGUUGUAUUUACUUGAUAACAAUCUUCAAAAAAAAGCAUUUAAGAAACGAGCUUACGGCGCGAGCUGAAUCGCCUCACAAUUGUAUGAAUGUAUAUAUGUAUGUACGUAUGCGGUGGCUUCCCCAACCUUGAUAAUUGUUAACAGUAACCUAGACAACGAGGGGCCUUAAUAACAUAGCUAAAAGCCGUGUAUACAACGGUUUAGGUAACGGCUUCCGCGUCCUCUGCUUGACUAGUGAUAAGACACAUGAGCGAAUGAACUCUGUGUGCCAGUGAAGAUAGCUAAAAAAUCGAAACGAUAAUAAGGCGUGUAAGGGUUCAUGGUAAAAGCAUAGUUGAUGCCAAUGACAUCACAAAUAUAACUACAUACAUAAAUCACACAGAAAAAUAUGUGGUAGUGUUACAUUGCUUUCACACCAACUUGAUCCAAGUUAUACUUCUGGUAUUCCCGUAUUUCUUUUAUCUAUAAUUUAAAUCUACAGAAAUACGAUUAUUAGCAUACCUACUCGAAUGUGCUAAAGGUUUUCAAUUAUAAUCGCUCAAAUAAUGGCCGGUGGCGCUGCCUCCAUAUCACAGGGUGGCCCUGAAAACCGUGCUAACCCAACGUGUGCAGUUUGUGCAUCAACAGCAUAUUCACGUAAUGCAAAUAAUGAUAAUUUUAUGCAAAUUAUACAUUCCGAAGCAUUGAUGAAGGGUCUAAAUGCGUUACGUUGUGCAGAAAAACUAUUUGAUGUUACCUUACUGGUUGAGGGGCGUACUUUUAAGGCACAUCGUGUUGUAUUGGCUGCCUGUAGUGAUUAUUUUUGCGCCAUGUUCACUGAUGCCAUGAGAGAAGCUCACCAGUCUGAAAUAAAAUUAAAUGGCAUAAAUGCGCAUGGCUUAGAAUUGCUUCUGGAAUAUGUCUACACAUCCAAGCUGGAGCUAGAUCGUAAUAAUGUGCAGGAUGUUUUAUCUGUAUCGACGCAUGUUCAGAUGAAGGCAGCUAUCGAUGCUUGUUCACAUUUUCUUGAGUCACAAAUCGAUUUGGACAACUGUGUUGCGAUUGCUGCUCUAGCUGAUUUGUAUUCACUGGAGCCGUUGAAGAAAAAAGCGUAUCGUUACAUGUGUUCACGCCUUGAUGAAUUUGCUCAGACACCGGAUCUGCUGAGCCUCACAUUGGAUCAAUUUGAGCACGUUCUCGCAUGUAAUUAUCCAGUGGAUUGUUCGGAACAACGAGUUCUUGAAAUUGUUUUCGAAUACUGUUUGGAGACGGAUUUGAAACCAGAGUUAACACGACGUCUUUUCGGAAAGGUACAAUUUCACCAAAUUGGUGCCUGUGCAAUAAAUGCAAUGAAGUCCAAAGGAAAUACGAGUCUCGAAUCUAAUAUUAAUGCGCUUACAUUGGCCUACUAUCGGGUAUUGAAUGACGAAAUGCUAAAGCAAGAGAUGGGUAAAUUGCGUUUAGCUGAUACUUAUGCGGAUGACUUGCUCUCGGCUGAGGUACUCACAAAUACGCGUGGAAUGGAAUUGGCUUUGGUGAAGAUUGGCGGUUUUGAAACAAAUGGGUUAACUAAUCGCAUUAGCUGUUAUUUGCCAUCCAAAGGCAAAUGGGAAAGCCUCACUGUAAUACCGCAUAUCGAACAAUGCAACUAUGGGACAGCUGUGCUGGGAAAUGAUUUAUACGUUGUAGGUGGCUCGUAUGAUGUCUGCCUCAAGGAGUAUAUCCAUCCCUUUGGUUUUCGCUAUUGCCCCGCCAAAAAUAAAUGGAAAACGAUUGCGCCUAUACAAGCGGACCGUUGUCGAUUUUCGCUAAAUGCUAUGGGUAAUAACUUUUUGUACGCCGUCGGAGGAGUAUGUGAGCUUAAUGAGAAUGAUGGUGGCGCCGAGCUUUGGGCACACGACAUGGCUGUUUCGAAUUGCGAACGUUACGAUGCGAACGCUGAUCGUUGGGAAUAUCUGCCAGCGCUGUCAGAGAAUCGAAGCCAGCAUGCCGGCGUCGUUUUAGGAGAUCAAUUGUAUAUAUCAGGUGGCAUUGAUCGACACAUUGUGCUUGCUUCGCUUUGGCGUUUCGACACUAAAUCGAGCAAGUGGCAUAAACUGUGUCGGAUGCCGACACCACGCGCCGACCAUGUUUUGAUAGUCUUUGAUGGACAUAUUUAUGCUUUUGGUGGUUGGUAUGAAGAUCCUGUGACAGAAAUGCGAGUAUUGGCCGAUGCGGUGGACGUAUAUGAUACGACCACCGAUCAGUGGACGACCGAAUCACACAAUCCCUUGCCAAAGUACUAUACCGGCGUAGCGGCAGUCAAAAGAAAAGUGUAUUUUAUUGGCGGAUUGCUCUCUACGGCCACAAUAAAUCGUGCCACUUCAGCCGUACAAUGUUACGAUUUGGAUACUAAACAAUGGACCUUCAGUUCGGAGUGGGAAUACCCGAAAGAAGUUUGGGAAAGUACAUGUGCGGCUUUUUAUGUGCCACGCGAACGUGAUAACGUGAAGUACUAUUGGGAUGAUGCCUAAAGGGGAAAAUUAUAUGAAUCGGCAGUAAAAGAUUUAAUUUAUUUACAAAGUUUAUUAAUAGAAAUAUGUAUAAAAAAUACUCAUGUGAAAUGUAAUGCUUCUGGCUGCAAAUUUUGCUUCGUGAAAAAUUACCUAAGUGUAAACGUAAAUAAUGAAAAUAUAAAAAUUUGCGAUUUUAUAAAAAUAAAAAAUUGCUAGAGUAAAACUAAAGCAAAUUUGAAACGAUAA